AUGGGGCAGCGCCUGAACCGCUGCCUCGAUGUCCCCGUCGCGUUGCCGCCGCUGAGGCGGAGGCUCCUGCUGCUCUUCAUCAUGCUCUUCCUCUGGCUCUACAUGUUUUACUCCUGCGCCGGCUCCUGCGCCGGGCUGGCGACCCGCGGCUCCCCCGCUCCGCCCCGCGCCGCCCCACCGCUUCCCCAGCUGCUGCCGCCGGCUCCGGGGGAGCCGGGCGAGGAGAGCAGCCUGGAGGAGCAACGGGCAGCGCCCGACGCCGCCAGCCCCAUCUCCAGCUUCUUCAACGGCUCCGGCAGCAAGCGGCUGCCGCAGGCCAUCAUCAUCGGCGUGAAGAAGGGGGGGACGCGGGCGCUGCUGGAGUUCCUGCGGGUGCACCCCGACGUCCGCGCCGUCGGCGCCGAGCCCCACUUCUUCGACCGCAACUACGAGCGGGGACUCGCCUGGUACAGGGACCUCAUGCCCAGGACCCUGGAGGGGCAGAUCACCAUGGAGAAGACCCCCAGCUACUUCGUCACCAAGGAGGCCCCAGCCCGCAUCUCCUCCAUGUCCAAGGGCACAAAGCUCAUCGUGGUGGUGCGGGACCCCGUGACCAGAGCCAUCUCGGACUACACCCAGACGCUCUCCAAGAAGCCCGAUAUCCCCACCUUUGAGAGCCUGACCUUCAAAAACAGGACUACGGGCCUGAUCGACACCUCGUGGAGCGCCAUCCAGAUUGGCAUCUAUGCCAAGCACCUGGAGAACUGGCUCCUCUACUUCCCCAUCGGGCAGAUCCUCUUCGUCAGCGGGGAGAGGCUGAUCAGCGACCCCGCGGGGGAGCUGGGCAGGGUCCAGGACUUUCUGGGCCUCAAGAGGAUCAUCACCGACAAACACUUCUACUUCAACAAAACCAAGGGGUUCCCGUGCCUGAAGAAGGCGGAAGGCAGCAGCAAACCCCACUGCCUGGGGAAGACGAAAGGCAGGACCCACCCCGACAUAGACCAGGAGGUGGUGCGGAGACUGCGGGACUUCUACCGGCCCUUCAACAUGAAGUUCUACCAGAUGACGGGGCAGGACUUCGGCUGGGACUGA
Gavia stellata (red-throated loon) is the source of this 1071-nucleotide messenger RNA. Its product is annotated as heparan sulfate glucosamine 3-O-sulfotransferase 3B1. The record is from RefSeq and is a predicted model, not a curated record. The transcript is spliced from 2 exons. NCBI's taxonomy places the organism in Eukaryota, Metazoa, Chordata, Aves, Gaviiformes, Gaviidae. Gene Ontology annotation, molecular function: [heparan sulfate]-glucosamine 3-sulfotransferase activity. Bases 1 to 1071 code for a protein of 356 amino acids.